Molecule: messenger RNA, 2277 nt
Organism: Knipowitschia caucasica
Lineage: Eukaryota; Metazoa; Chordata; Actinopteri; Gobiiformes; Gobiidae
Source: the annotation of a GenBank genome assembly
AUGGCUACCCAGUCUGAUUUGAUGGAGUUGGACAUGGCUAUGGGAGACAGUAAGGCUGCUGUGAGCCAGUGGCAGCAGCAGUCCUACCUGGACUCAGGCAUCCAGUCUGGGGUGACAACCACAGCCCCUUCUCUGAGUGGGAAGGGGAACCCUGAUGCUGAAGAGGAUGACCCAACUCUCUACGACUGGGAGUUCAAUCAGCCUUUCACCCCAGAGGCCGCAGAUAUUGAGGGCUUUGCCAUGACUCGGGCUCAACGUGUUAGAGCAGCCAUGUUUCCAGAGACCCUGGAGGAAGGACUUCAGCUUCCUCCUACACAGAUGGAUGCUGCCCACCCCACAGCAGUGCAGCGCUUGGCUGAGCCUUCACAGAUGUUGAAGCACGCUGUUGUCAAUCUAAUUAACUACCAAGAUGAUGCAGAGCUGGCAACUCGGGCCAUACCUGAGCUCACCAAACUGCUCAAUGAUGAAGAUCAGGUUGUUGUGAAUAAAGCAGCGGUGAUGGUGCACCAGCUGUCAAAGAAGGAGGCGUCUCGCCAUGCCCUGAUGCGGUCUCCACAGAUGGUGUCUGCGGUCGUGCGUGCCAUGCAAAACACAGGUGAUGUGGAGACUGCCCGCUGUUCAGCUGGAACCCUGCAUAAUCUUUCUCAUCAUCGUGAGGGGCUACUGGCUAUUUUCAAAUCCGGAGGCAUCCCGGCCUUGGUCAAGAUGCUUGGUUCUCCUGUGGACAGCGUGCUGUUCUAUGCCAUCACUACCCUUCACAACCUUUUACUGCACCAAGAGGGAGCAAAGAUGGCAGUUCGUUUGGCUGGAGGCCUCCAGAAAAUGGUGGCACUAUUGUCGAAUACAAACGUCAAAUUUCUGGCGAUAACAACUGAUUGCCUCCAGAUUCUGGCUUAUGGUAAUCAGGAAAGCAAGCUGAUUAUUCUGGCAAGUGGUGGACCGCAGGCUCUGGUCAAUAUCAUGAGGACUUUUACAUAUGAGAAACUGCUAUGGACCACCAGCAGAGUUCUCAAAGUGCUUUCAGUUUGUUCCAGCAACAAACCUGCCAUUGUGGAGGCUGGGGGAAUGCAGGCUCUGGGGCUGCACUUGACCGAUCCCAGUCAGCGUUUAGUUCAGAACUGCCUCUGGACUUUGAGGAAUCUUUCAGAUGCUGCCACAAAACAGGAGGGAAUGGAAGGUCUUCUGGGAACGCUGGUACAACUUUUGGGUAGCGACGACAUCAACGUCGUGACUUGUGCUGCAGGCAUCCUGUCCAACCUCACAUGUAACAACUACAGUAACAAACUCAUGGUCUGCCAGGUUGGAGGCAUUGAGGCUCUUGUCAGAACCGUGCUUCGCGCUGGUGACCGGGAGGACAUAACUGAGCCUGCUGUAUGUGCCCUGCGCCACCUCACCUCCCGUCACCAAGAUGCUGAAAUGGCUCAGAAUGCUGUGCGCCUUCACUAUGGGCUUCCAGUCGUCGUGAAACUACUGCACCCUCCAUCCCAUUGGCCUCUCAUCAAGGCCACUGUUGGACUCAUCCGGAAUCUGGCACUUUGUCCUGCCAAUCACAGUGCACUGCGUGAGCAGGGGGCGAUCCCCAGACUUGUGCAGCUGCUUGUGAGGGCACACCAGGACACCCAGAGACGCACAAGCAUGGGAGGCAACCAACAGCAGUUUGUGGAGGGCGUGAGGAUGGAGGAAAUAGUCGAGGGGUGCACAGGUGCCCUACACAUUUUGGCCCGAGAUGUUCAUAACAGAAUUGUCAUUAGAGGACUUAACACCAUUCCACUCUUUGUGCAGCUGCUCUACUCUCCAGUGGAGAACAUUCAGCGUGUAGCAGCAGGUGUGCUCUGUGAACUGGCUCAGGACAAAGAAGCAGCCGAGGCAAUAGAAGCUGAAGGAGCCACUGCACCUCUGACUGAGCUGCUGCACUCUAGAAAUGAGGGUGUUGCUACCUACGCUGCAGCUGUCCUGUUUCGUAUGUCUGAAGACAAACCACAGGAUUAUAAGAAACGACUGUCAGUUGAACUGACCAGCUCUUUGUUCAGAACUGAACCAAUGGCGUGGAAUGAGACUGGAGACUUGGGGCUGGACAUUGGAGCUCCAGGAGAUCCACUGGCCUACAGGCAAGAUGAUGGAGAUUACCGGGCAUAUCCAGCCCCCUACGGUCAGGACGCUCUGUUGGACCCCAUGAUGGAAGCAACCAGCUGGCCUGGUUUGACACCGACCUGUAGAAUUGUUUUAUUCAGUAAAACCUGCAUUGUGGUUGGCCCAUGUUAUGUAACACAGCAUUAG